This is a messenger RNA of Phytophthora sojae, 495 nucleotides long. RefSeq lists its product as hypothetical. The coding region runs from base 1 to 495 and encodes 164 amino acids. The record is from RefSeq and is a predicted model, not a curated record. The transcript has 3 exons. Lineage: Eukaryota; Oomycota; Peronosporomycetes; Peronosporales; Peronosporaceae.
AUGGAGUGGGAAGCUCCGAUCCCCGUCUGGAUCGAGUCCAUCAGCAUCGACGUCGACGACGAAGACAUGGCCGCGGCCGAGUUUAUGACGUCGAUCCCUGUACGCAAGCCAACGGCCAAGCCCGCUCAUCGAACCAGACGAAGAAUCGACGUGGACCCCAUCGGCCGCAAGGAGAACCGCAAGGACAAGCAGCGCGGCUACGAGAAGGGCUACCGCAAGCGCCAGAAGGACAAGCGCGCGGACGACGAGGUCGAGUGGAUGCAGCUCGAGGCUCAGGUCAGGACGUUACUGGCCAAGCGCACGGCGGCGCGAUACCUGGAGCUGCUGCAGGAAGAGCGCGCUCUACGGGAGGCCGAGGCGCUCGACCGCUGCAUGGCGGCCAGGGACGUGGCCCUCUCGCUGUGGGGGACGUGCGCCACCAGAAGAAACGUGCGCGAGCAGCUCAACGCGCUCCCGGGGCUCAGGGAAUGCCUCACGUUUGAGUUUUCGUGGUAA